AGCCUCGACUACCGAUCGGCAGCGCUUUUUGAGCAUGCUCAAAAAGUGUUGCAGGGCCCCUUUAAAAGUGAAAUGUGCGUGUGACAUUUUCUGCGCUAUUCGUCGAAAUGCCAGGGCACUGUUGUGUUCCCGGCUGCCGCGGGAACUACGACGGGGAGAAGGCUGUGCGCGUGUUCACAUUCCCGGCUGACGCUGACAGAAGAAGGCAAUGGUUAAAAGCCAUUCCACGUGCUGAUUUCGUGCCCGGAAAACGCUCAGUGGUCUGCGAACGGCACUUCCGAGCGUCAGACAUUCGGACUUCUUCUAGUUAUGUGGACUCGAAAACAGGCAACGUCGUCGAGGCAAAACUCAAGAUUGCUCGCCUUAGCCCCGAAGCCGUUCCUAGUGUUUUCCCGAACUGUCCCGCGUACCUCUCCGCACCCGCUACAGCCACGUCUCGAGAGGCACCUUGUGAAAAGAGGAUGCGCCUUGAAGCAGCGUCCUUGCGGGAAGCCAUCGCCACAUCACUUCAGACCCACGAGGAGGAAGAAUGAACAAACAACAUCGACACUUUCGAGGCUCUGUUGGAGCGAGUUUCGGGAAUCAAGCUUUCCAGCUUCUGGAAUGUUAUAUCUCGACCCACCAGCGUGGUUUUUUUUUCAGUCUUGCUUCUGUUGAUGCCCC
Molecule: messenger RNA, 663 nt
Organism: Rhipicephalus sanguineus (brown dog tick)
Lineage: Eukaryota; Metazoa; Arthropoda; Arachnida; Ixodida; Ixodidae
Product: THAP domain-containing protein 2
Exons: 2
Coding region: 108-533 (141 amino acids)
Molecular function (GO): sequence-specific DNA binding
Source: RefSeq, a predicted model, not a curated record